UGUUAAAGCAAACUUAUUAGAACGUUCAUGUGUGAGAAGUUGGUGUCGACAUGUGUCUAAGGUCUAUGUCAGAAAUCGGAUUAGCUUAUUAAGUAAACUAUACUAUAUCAUUGUUAAUAUAGAUAAAAUAUCUAGUUCGUCCAAAUUAAACUAUUUUCAUAACUGCCACGUGGCGUAAACGUAUCCAUCGAGUCACUUGUAAUAUCUUUAUAACCAAAGUCUUCCAACACAUUCAUCACCAUCUAUCUACUCUUUACUCUCUUCUCUUCUCACAUCAAUUAUUCAUAGUUCUCUCUUCUCCGGCAAGAAAAGAUGCCUAUGAAGUCGUUGAGGAAUGACCAUGGAACCCUUAAGGCCAUGAUCGGAUCCGAUUUCAACGAGCUCACUAUCGCUGCUAAGAACCUAGCUACACACGCCUUCACACUCACUGGUUUAGGCUUUGGUACCUCUGUCCUCGAAUGGGUUGCUUCAAUCGCCGCCAUAUACUUGUUGGUGUUGGAUCGAACCAAUUGGAAGACGAAUAUGCUCACAUCACUUCUCAUUCCUUACAUCUUCUUCAGUCUUCCUUCCUUGAUCUUUGGUAUUUUCAGAGGAGAAAUUGGUAAAUGGAUUGCUUUCGUAGCUGUUGUUGUACAACUCUUCUUUCCUAAACACGCCAGAGAAUACCUGGAAUUACCGGUGGCUUUGGUUCUUCUCGCCGUGGUGGCACCAAAUUUGAUUGCUGGCACAUUCAGAGACAGUUGGAUUGGUUUAGCUAUAUGUUUAGGUAUUGGAUGUUACUUGCUUCAAGAACACAUUAGAGCUUCAGGUGGAUUCAGAAAUGCAUUUACUAAAGCCAAUGGUAUCUCCAACACCGUCGGGAUCAUCUGUCUCGUCGUCUUCCCCGUCUGGGCUCUUAUCUUUUAAGUUAACUCUUCAGUUUCUUUUUCCAUUUGUCUUUUUUUUUUCAUGUAAGAGUGAUUGCUUUGUACGAUCUGUCUCUCCUCGUAACUCUAUCAAUGAAUGUGAUUUGAAUAAGAAUUGCUUCAGCAAUAAGAUAUCAUCAUGAGGUGUUAGUGUGGAAUAAAUCUCCUCUUUCAUCAUUAU
Messenger RNA from Arabidopsis thaliana (thale cress), 1086 nucleotides. RefSeq names its product cold regulated 413 plasma membrane 1 (gene COR413-PM1). NCBI's taxonomy places the organism in Eukaryota, Viridiplantae, Streptophyta, Magnoliopsida, Brassicales, Brassicaceae. Gene Ontology annotation, cellular component: membrane. The record is from RefSeq and is marked reviewed. The transcript has 4 exons. The coding region runs from base 313 to 906 and encodes 197 amino acids.